CCAGGAGCAAUAUGGCGGCUGUAGCACGGAAGCAGAUAAAACUAUAUGUGGUGUUGAUUCUUAGUUGGAUAGCAAUCAGUACCACACUAGAAAUUCAGAAGGUAGAGGUGGAUGUUUGCUCGGAACCCUACCCACCAAUGCCUAAUUUCUACUACAGCGAGACACAAACCAAUGGUAACGGUUUAGAGUGCUAUGAGUGCGAGGUAGCGAAUACUAGUGAGAUCAGUGACAAGACCUGUAACAUUAGUAACUGCACUGGAACUGGACCGGCUGGCUCUUUACCUACUUGUUACAGAUGGGAGUUCACCUAUAAAGGUAUUGAUAAGAAUCUGAUAAGAACCGGGUGUUCAGUGAACUGUUCCUCUAUCAACUACAAACAAUACAUGUGCAGCGGCGUGGGUGAGAAAGUAUUUGAGAAAUGUGACUUCACCAUGUGUUCAGGAAACAAGUGCAACUCAGCAUUCCUAUCUUCCUACAGUAGCAUACUUCUAGUUCCUCUAUUAUUUCUUACAUACUUCCAGUACUGACCCCAGUUCUACAGAAAGUACAUUACUAGUGUGCAGUGUUAAGCGCU
Messenger RNA from Bolinopsis microptera, 574 nucleotides. RefSeq lists its product as uncharacterized. The transcript has 4 exons. The record is from RefSeq and is a predicted model, not a curated record. Bases 12 to 527 code for a protein of 171 amino acids. Lineage: Eukaryota; Metazoa; Ctenophora; Tentaculata; Lobata; Bolinopsidae.